AUGACCUUCUCGAACGACUCGGGUGCAAAGGGCCGCAAUGGGGAUAUUCAAGCCGGCGAACGUUCCCUCAACGGAUCAAGCAAGGAGGGGUUGGUUGGGACGGCAUUCCCGCGCAGGAAGCUGAAGAUCGUGAUGCUGGGAGCUGGAAUCUCUGGGAUUCAGUUUGCACAUGAUGUGGAUACGCGCAUGCAUGAGGUCGACCUGCAGAUUUUCGAGAAGAACCCGGAGCUAGGCGGCACCUGGUACGAAAACCGAUACCCGGGUUGCGCAUGCGACGUCCCUGCCCAUACCUAUCAAUUCUCGUGGGAGCCUAACAAGCGGUGGACCAAGUUCUAUGCCCCUGCGCCAGAAAUCCGACAGUAUCUCAAUGAUGUUGUUGAUAAGCACGGGCUGCGAAAGUACAUGUACUUUAACCACCGAGCCAUCUCUGCAACGUGGCACGAAGGGUCUUCUACUUGGCGUGUUGAGCUGGAGACAAUGGACAGCUCGGGGAAUCUCACUGUUGUCUCGCGGGAGUGUGAUGUGCUUGUCAAGGGCGUUGGCACUCUGAACAACUGGAAAUAUCCGGACAUCGAAGGAUUGUCGACUUUUGCUGGCAAACUCAUGCAUACGGCAAAUUGGGACGAAACAGUGGACCUCACUGGGAAGCGUAUCGCGGUGAUCGGAAACGGGGCCAGCGCAGUCCAGUGCGUUGCGGCAGUCCAGCCAAUUGCAAAGAAGCUUGUAAAUUAUAUGCGCACUGCAUCUUGGAUGAUCCCUCAUCUCUUCUCCGAUGGCGCUGUCCAGAAAGACUACUCGGCCAAGGACUGGGGAAAGUUCGAGAAGGACCCGGAAUACUACCUUCAGUAUCGCUUGAGACUGGAAAAGACCCUUGCUAGCGGGUUCGAGGCUAUCUGGUCAGGAAGCCCGGCUCAGGCCAGGCUCGAGAAAGAGACAGUUCAACAUAUGAGGGACAUGAUCCAAGACCCUCGCCUUCUGCAAACACUGUUGCCUAAAUUCGAGCUUGGCUGCCGGCGCUUCACGCCCGGGGACCACUAUCUGCACGCCUUACAACAGGACAAUGUGUCUGUUAUCUCGGACAGCAUUGUCCGUAUGACAGAAAAAGGUAUUGUUGAUGCAACGGGCACAGUCACCGAAUGCGACAUCAUUAUAUGUGCUACUGGCUUCGAUGCAUCAUUCGAGCCGAGAAUGCCUACCAUAGGAAGAGAUGGUUACUCUCUGUCGGAAAAUUGGGGCAAAGACAAGCCUACCGAGGCGUACAUGGGUGCCGUUGUUGCUCGCUUUCCUAACCUGUUUGUGUUCAACCCACCCAUUACUCCCGUGCUCGGAUCUUCCUUUCCCGGCAUCCAGGCAACCAGCGAUUACAUACUCCGGUUACUCGACCGACUGCAGACCGAUAACCUGAGAUCCAUGGCGCCCAAGGAGACUGCUCAGAGGAGCUUCAAUGAAUGGGCCCAGGAACAACUGCGGAACAUGGCUUUCAGCGGAGAUUGCAAGUCUUGGUAUAAAAACUCAAAGGGAAAAGUGUUCAUUCCUUGGCCUGGCACGGUUACUCAUUAUAUCCUGACCACGUCGUUGAUUCGCUGGGAGGACUUUGACUUGAUCUGGGCUAAUCCCGAGAACAAGUAUAAAUCACUAGGUAACGGCGUUACUGAAGAGGGUGUUGCAGUUGAUUCUCCGUCCUGGGUGUUCUAG
This is a messenger RNA of Penicillium antarcticum, 1695 nucleotides long. RefSeq names its product flavin-containing monooxygenase. Bases 1 to 1695 code for a protein of 564 amino acids. The transcript is spliced from 7 exons. The record is from RefSeq and is a predicted model, not a curated record. NCBI's taxonomy places the organism in Eukaryota, Fungi, Ascomycota, Eurotiomycetes, Eurotiales, Aspergillaceae.